Molecule: messenger RNA, 1460 nt
Organism: Indicator indicator
Lineage: Eukaryota; Metazoa; Chordata; Aves; Piciformes; Indicatoridae
Gene: FARS2
Product: phenylalanyl-tRNA synthetase 2, mitochondrial
Exons: 7
Coding region: 99-1460 (453 amino acids)
Biological process (GO): phenylalanyl-tRNA aminoacylation
Cellular component (GO): mitochondrion; cytoplasm
Molecular function (GO): phenylalanine-tRNA ligase activity; ATP binding; tRNA binding
Source: RefSeq, a predicted model, not a curated record
CUGAAACGAAUAAACAAAGCACUGACUAAAGCUAACAGGUGAAGGAAGCAGAGCAGACGAAAGAUUAUCUCUGCUUUUGGAUCAUAGAAAAAUUUGCAAUGGCAAUGCUCUGGAAAUUCAUGAGGGUGGCAAAGUAUUCUAAAACAGCUUUAUCACCAAAAAUAAAGGUAAGAGGAAUUCCCACCUCUUCAAGGUAUUCUUCAUCGAAGUCUGUAACUUCAGAUUUUGCUCCCAGCACACCCUGCUUAAAUACUGUGGAACUGCUUGGGAAAGCUUAUCCUCAGGAUGACUUCAGCAAUGUCACUGAGAAGAUUCUUUCCAAGGUGGGAAAGAACUUGCAUAACAAAAAGCAUCACCCUUUGUGGCUGAUCAAGGAGCAGGUGAAGGACCAUUUCUACAAACAAUAUACAGGACGCCGUGGGACUCCACUUUUUUCUGUCUACGAUGCACUUUCUCCAGUGGUUACAGUGCAGCAGAAUUUUGAUAGUUUGCUUAUCCCACCAAACCACACCAGCAGAAGGAAAGAAGACAACUAUUACUUGAAUCGGGAUCAUAUGCUAAGAGCACAUACCUCAGCUCACCAGUGGGACUUGAUACACUCUGGCCUGGAUGCCUUUCUGGCUGUGGGGGAUGUCUACCGCCGUGAUACAAUCGACAACACCCACUACCCAGUCUUCCAUCAGAUGGAAGGAGUUCGGCUCUUCUCCUGUCACGAGUUGUUCUCCAACAUUAAAGAUGGGGAAGGCUUACAGCUGUUUGAACAAGGUCAUCGCACUGCACACAAGCAAGAGUGUCACACUAUGGAGGCAGUGAGGCUGGUGGAGUUCAACCUGAAGCAAGUGCUCACAAAGCUCAUGACUCACCUCUUUGGCGAUGGACUGCAAGUCAGAUGGGUAGACUGCUACUUCCCAUUUACCCACCCUUCCUUUGAGAUGGAGAUCAACUUCCAAGGAGAAUGGCUGGAGGUUCUGGGCUGCGGGGUCAUGGAGCAACAGCUAGUUAACUCAGCUGGUGCUCAGGAAAAAAUUGGCUGGGCAUUUGGCUUGGGUUUGGAGAGGCUGGCCAUGAUCCUGUAUGAUAUCCCCGACAUCCGACUUUUCUGGAGUGAAGAUGAACGCUUCUUGAAACAGUUUGUUGUGCCUCACAUUUGGCAAAAGAUAAAAUUCCAGCCACUCAGCAGAUAUCCACCUUUGAUCAAUGAUAUCUCCUUUUGGCUGCCUUCUGAGACGUACUCCGAGAACGAUUUCUAUGACUUGGCUCGAACUGUUGGUGGAGACCUGGUAGAAAAGGUUAUCCUCAUGGAUGAAUUCACCCAUCCAAAGACAAAGAAAGUCAGCCACUGCUACCGGAUUGUUUACCGCCACACAGAGAGGACAUUAACGCAGGAAGAAGUGCACCGCAUCCAUCAAGCUAUUGAAGAAUCAGCAGUCAGAGAACUUGGGGUUGAGGGCAGGUUCUAG